This is a messenger RNA of Triticum aestivum (bread wheat), 831 nucleotides long. RefSeq lists its product as uncharacterized. NCBI's taxonomy places the organism in Eukaryota, Viridiplantae, Streptophyta, Magnoliopsida, Poales, Poaceae. The transcript has a single exon. The record is from RefSeq and is a predicted model, not a curated record. The coding region runs from base 232 to 831 and encodes 199 amino acids.
CCUCGCCCUACGGCCAAAUUGGGCUAGGCUGCCACGUCGAAUUUCGGCCACGCUCUGGCCUCCUCGUUCCUCCUAAGGCAAAGCUAGCCCUCUUCGCUACGCCGGUCCACGCCACCCUAUGGCGGCUUGUCUUGUUGGCCAUUGCACGUUCCCGCCCCCGCCAUAGCAGCGCCUUGCGUUGAGAUUCGCGCGCGCUCUUGUCUUGUUGGCCAUUGCCGCCGUAGUAGGCUCAUGGCAAUGCGCAUGGCAGCGGGAAGAGCCUGUGGCGCUUGGAGCGCGCAGCGCAUGCUGCUCCCCCGCCAGCGCGUCGACUUCAUCCGGCUGUGUCCCGGCGUCGCCGCCGCGGCGACGGUACGGUUCGGCGCUCGCCGCGCCCUCGGGAGCAGAGUGAUCCUCUGCCUCGCGUCGGGAGGCGGUCGUCCGCGGGACGACGACGGCGAGUUCGAGCCCGCGGACUCGCCGUUGGAUUCGGACGGGCGGAAGGUCGACGAGGGCAUGGCCACGCUGUGGCGGCGCAUCCGCGAGGUGGAGGCGGCAUCAGCAGACGAGGAGGACGAGGAAGAUCCAGAGUACGAGGGUGGCGUCGACGUCUUCGCGCCCCCGGCUGAGUGGACGGAGCUGGAGCGUCGGCAUUACGUGCUGUACGUUGCCGCCCUGCGCGAGGCACUCGGCGCCCUGUUCGCAUUGCUGGCGCGCGAGCGGCCGGCGUUCGGCGCGGCGGUCGUGGCGCUGGUGCUGCUCAGCGUGCCGGCCUCGGUGCCCCACGUCUCCGCGGAGCUGAUCCGGGCCGUGUACUCCAUCUUGGCCGCCGUGCACAACGGUACAAUAUAG